Molecule: messenger RNA, 873 nt
Organism: Hyposmocoma kahamanoa
Lineage: Eukaryota; Metazoa; Arthropoda; Insecta; Lepidoptera; Cosmopterigidae
Product: GATA zinc finger domain-containing protein 1
Exons: 3
Coding region: 68-820 (250 amino acids)
Biological process (GO): chromatin organization; regulation of DNA-templated transcription
Cellular component (GO): nucleus
Molecular function (GO): zinc ion binding; sequence-specific DNA binding
Source: RefSeq, a predicted model, not a curated record
CCUGUAUUUAUUAUUUAUCUUUGUUUUUAAAUUAAAUUCACUGAAAAACUCGACAAAUACAGUAAAAAUGCCUAAUCCAACGUGUGUUCAAUGCAGUACGAACGAUUCCUUACUAUGGCGUAAUGCUGAAAACGGUCAAAUUUGCAACGAAUGUCACAUAGCGAAUAAUGUUACUAAGGAAGUUAAAAUUGAGCUCACAGCUAUAAAAGUUGAAAAAGACGAUGAUAGAGAUGAUUUAGAGGGUAAAAAUGACAGAGAUAAUGAGUCUACGCCUGCUAAAGCGACUGGAAAAGGCACUAGGAAGAGUACAAGAGCGACUAGAUAUAAGUCUAAGACUCCAGCUCCCACGCCUAACAAACCUCCUGCACCACGAGGCAGAGGCCGUAGGAGUAUCUUUAAGAGACAGCCCCUGAAGGCUCCCACUGCUACAGCUACUGUUGUCACUAGUGAUUCAAUUUUUUAUAAGGGUAAUUACAUGCAAGUGGGCGACAUAGUCUCAAUGAUAGAUAUUGACGGAGGCAUAUACUACGCACAGAUCCGAGGUUUCCUCACAGACCAGUACUGCGAGAAAAGCGCUGUUGUCACUUGGUUGUUGCCCACAAAAGCCAGCCCACCACCAGAGAAGGGGUUUGAUCCUGCUACUUAUAUUAUUGGACCUGAAGAAGACCUGCCUCGCAAAUUGGACGUAAUGGAGUUUGUAAUGCAUGCUCCCUCAGAUUAUUACAAAGCUAGUAAUAGCCCUUACCCACUCAUAGACAAUGAAUUGAACAAUUACACUGGGUACAUUUGGACAUCACUGGAAGCUAAAGAGAGAACAUAAAUUAAACUUAAGUUUAUUAUUAAGAUUGUUUUUUUAUUUCGUGAAUAAAAUGG